Molecule: messenger RNA, 1301 nt
Organism: Talaromyces proteolyticus
Lineage: Eukaryota; Fungi; Ascomycota; Eurotiomycetes; Eurotiales; Trichocomaceae
Product: putative RNA polymerase II mediator complex subunit Srb5
Exons: 2
Coding region: 298-1053 (251 amino acids)
Biological process (GO): regulation of transcription by RNA polymerase II; termination of RNA polymerase II transcription
Cellular component (GO): mediator complex; core mediator complex
Molecular function (GO): transcription coregulator activity
Source: RefSeq, a predicted model, not a curated record
CGCCAUAGUACGUAUGUGAGAGGGUGGAUCCCAUGCACUUUUCUCUCUCUUCCGCGGGUCUCGAUAAUAGAACAGAGACAUCGCUAUAUCCACAUCGAAGCGAUGGCAGAGACAGUAUUCUGCAUAUGUGUACCAACGUUGCGUUUACGUUGAAAUAAAAUUGGAUAACGAGGAAACAGCAAGUUGACUCUGUGUGGAUGCUGGAUAUGGCAAGAAGUGCCCCACCCGCCAGGCCAUGCCAAUCAGAUCGCGCGCCUCCAUCAACUUUCGACCAAACCGCCAUCAAACAACCUCGCGAUGCACGAACUGCUUCUUUUCGCCUCGGCGCCUGCCAACCAGCACCAUGAGCUACUCCAACAGCUGGCUGGCCUCACCGCCAUGCAACCACGCCACCGUUUAGAACGACAUCUCGUCUUCAAAGCCACGCGCAAGACAGGCCAGAUCAACACACGCCUCGGCGGUGGCAGUCAAGAUGUCCAAGGCGCCGAGCUGCAACGCUUGACAAAAAUGUUGACAGGCGCCACAUAUUACACUCAAGUCGUCGGAGUCGUCAACGAAAGUGAUUUUGGCGCUUCGACCGAUACCUAUGAUUUUGACAGCCAGCUGUGGAGGAUGGAGUGGCGGGACAUCCCCGAAGCUGGCACGCGGUCCGCCGUCACAUCUCGCCUAAUGUCCAACGCCGUCCUUCCACACGGAGAUGUUGUUGCUACGAUGAACUCUUGGGGCUAUGAAUUUGUCACCGAGUAUGUAGUUGAAGGCGAUGUGUUUAUUCACAAUGACGUUGUCCUUUUUCUGCACCGUGUGCUCAAUUAUUCAGAUGAGGCUCCCAAAACACAGCAACCGCAAAAGAUGCUACCGCCAUUCAAAGACUUGACUCUGCUAGACCGAAGCGGGAGUUACCUUCUCCAGACUGCUGUCACAGUCCAGGACGGCUCAAAUCCUGAAAUGGUCAAAACCGCCACUCAGCAUCUGUUCAGACUGAAAGAGCAACUCCGUACUGCUGUCCGACUAGAGCAGGCAGAUCGGCUAUCGUUGGACACGCGGGUGAAAUGACGAGAUGAAAGCAUGAAGACUUUCUGUUACUUGAUUAUUUAUGCUAUGAUACCCGAAUUUAAAAAUUAUAAUCAAAUUAUUUUGCAGAUUUUGUUACGCGAUCUUAGUUCUGCAUUCCAUAUAUAUUUACGGCUGACGUUAUAAGGAUGUCUUCUUAGUGCUUCAACAUCGAAGCCUUCCAUACUUACAUUGAAGGAUACCUCUUCAAUAUAGCCAGAAAUUUCAAGAGAUUAAACACGUGGCCAUAU